Rhizophagus irregularis DAOM 181602=DAOM 197198 is the source of this 528-nucleotide messenger RNA. RefSeq lists its product as uncharacterized. The record is from RefSeq and is a predicted model, not a curated record. NCBI's taxonomy places the organism in Eukaryota, Fungi, Glomeromycota, Glomeromycetes, Glomerales, Glomeraceae.
AUGGAUCGCAAAAAUUUACGUCCCCCCAUUAUUAGACAACCAUCUCCUCCUAUUAUUAGACAACCAUCUCCUCCUCAAGUUAUUAGUCAACCCACACAACCUCAAAUUGAUCCUCUUGCGCAUUAUGCUUUGAGGAGGGCUCAGUAUAAAGGCGCACGAGCUUUGGCAACUUUUCAUCAAAAUUCUACUGCUUUUAAGACACUUGCUCCGUUACUUGUUGAACCUACAUUGCCGCCAAUGGUUUAUCCAAGUGCAAAAGAAAAAGCUCGUUUAAACGCUUUGGCUAAUGAUGACACACCCUUACCCAAUUCUAAUCAACCUACUAACGAUUUACUUUUGAGACGAAUAGCACGACCUCGAUCUAAAAAGAAUACCCCUUCAACGGAUAUCGUUGAUAAUUGUAAUACACCUCCACCUGGUCCUAGUCGACCUACCACUGAUUCACCCCUAAGACCUAUUGCACGACCUCACAGAAGGAUAAAUGAUUUACCACCUACGCCUGAGUCGGAUAUUUACCCUUUUAAAUAA